Messenger RNA from Haemonchus placei, 369 nucleotides. The record is from the annotation of a GenBank genome assembly. NCBI's taxonomy places the organism in Eukaryota, Metazoa, Nematoda, Chromadorea, Rhabditida, Trichostrongylidae.
AUGUUGGUUUCGAUAUCAUGGAUGACUUUUUGGUUGGAUCCGAGAGCAUCUCCUGCUCGAAUCACUUUGACUAUUACUAGUCUGCUUACUCUAACUACUAUGAGCAACGGAGCUCGACAAGACCUUCCUCAGGUGUCCUACAUCAAGGCACUAGACAUCUGGUUGACUUUUUCGCAAGCCUUGAUUUUUCUGGUAUUGUUGGAGUAUUCAUUUGUCAGUUUCUACAUCACACGACGGGUAUUUGACUGUCCUCAUCGGUCAUGUUAUUUUCAAACACAGGGACUCUCAAACAACAAUCACAAGCAGGGAGUGAGUUGGUUGGCUUUUACGGUAAAACUCCAAAUUCUACACAGAAUUAAAGAGAGUUAG